Colletotrichum spaethianum is the source of this 1020-nucleotide messenger RNA. RefSeq lists its product as uncharacterized. The record is from RefSeq and is a predicted model, not a curated record. NCBI's taxonomy places the organism in Eukaryota, Fungi, Ascomycota, Sordariomycetes, Glomerellales, Glomerellaceae. The transcript is spliced from 2 exons. The coding region runs from base 1 to 1020 and encodes 339 amino acids.
AUGUCGACCCUUGUCGUUAUCCUGCUGCUGGCCACCAUGAUCGCGGGCCAAGUCAGCCACACCAUCCGUGGCUUCGAGUACAUUGGCUGCGUCAGCGUUACCUCGGACAAGUUCAACGCUUUCGUCAACUUUGGCAAAGCAUACACCCCUGAAGAGUGCCAGUCUGCUUGCACCGGUCGCAACUACGCUGCCGCUUUUCCCGACCCUGCGUCUAGUGGAUGCCGUUGCGGCAACAGUCUGGAGAGCUUCCUCAAGGUAGACGAGUCUCGCUGCAGCAACCCUUGCAAUGCCGACUCUAAGAUUGGCUUCUGCGGCUAUUCCAACCUCGAGGGAUGCAGCUACGCCAACGUAUACAAGGCAUGCGACGAGAACAUAUCCGAUUCGUCCUUCACCCCGAUUCCGGGUGAUCCGGCUCCUACCGACCCGGCCCCUUCUAUUACCUUGUCUACUAUUCGACUUCCAACCAUCACUCGCACCCUGAAACUGGCUACUAAAUCUACCAUCGUCGUCCACACUGUACCGCCUAGCAGCGGUAGCCCCACGACUUUGUGCAUCUCAAAUCAUGACAGUCCACCCGCUACUCUGACCCCGGAACCUCCCUCCAGCCCCAUUGUUGUCGUCCAGACUGUCGUCGUCCAUGUACCGCCGAAGAGUACCAGUACUGCUGGAUUACAAAGCUACAGCAACGUUCAGCUGGACCCUCCCGUGGCCACCGCUCCACCGGCUGAGACACCUGUAAUCGAUUUGCCGCCGGCUACCAGCAGUCUUAGCAUUACUAACCUGGUUCCUUACGAGCCCAUUCCGUUGGUUUCUGGUCCGGGCAACACCACAGUUCUAGUUGCUACGUCGACACCUGAGGGACCAAUGUUCCAAACCCUCAUCCUGCCCGAUGAUCCUCCUGCGACGACCGCUACACUUACUCCGGUCGUUGUCACAAACAGCCCAGCUCUUCGUGUCAAGGUUGGUGCCGCUGGCGCUGCUGGAAUCGUGGUUGCUAUUCUGGUAGCUACAGGUGUUUGA